UGUUUGUAGAGAAAUACAUGGUUGUGGUUUUUGUAUGUGUCCGUGUGGUCCAAGUGCAAUUGGAUUUUCUUUGAAUGUUAUUUAUGUUUACAUAAUCAACAUUAGUUUGAUUUCUUUAUUAUUUAUAUUUAAAGAUUAGUGAAAUUAUGAACUUUUAUCGUACCUUCCGAGCGCAAUGUAUAGUGCACAUGAAAGUUUUAAAAAUAUUAGAAAUAUAAUUUCAGUUUCCGUCUUAUAAAAGUUUAGUUCCACAGAACGCGCAGCUCAAUCCAAAAAAGAAAGAAAUAUGGGUCCAAGAAAUGGAAGGAAAGAUGUUAGAAUUUUGUUACUUGGGGAACCUGGGGUAGGCAAAACAUCUCUAAUAUUAUCACUGGUGAGUGAAGAAUUUCCUGAGGAAGUUCCUCCUCGUGCUGAAGAAAUCACAAUACCAGCUGAUGUUACUCCUGAAAAAGUUCCAACUAAUAUUGUGGAUUAUUCUGCACAAGAACAAGGAGAAGAUUCACUCAUAACUGAAAUUCACAAGGCUAAUGUAAUCUGUGUUGUAUAUGCUGUAGAUGAUGAUGAAACCAUAGAUAAGAUCACAUCCUAUUGGUUACCUUUCAUACAAGAGCAGCUUGGGGAAAAUCAUUUAGUUCCUAUAGUACUAGUUGGAAAUAAAGUAGAUCUUGUGGAAUAUAGCUCACUUGAGAUUAUUCUUCCAAUAAUGAACCAGUAUGCUGAAAUUGAAUCCUGUGUUGAAUGUUCAGCGAAGACUCUUAAGAACAUUUCUGAAUUAUUUUACUAUGCACAAAAGGCUGUGUUGCAUCCUACCACUCCAUUAUAUGUUACAGAAACCAGGGAUUUGACAGAAAAGUGCAAAAAGGCUUUAACAAGGAUAUUUAAGAUCUGUGAUUAUGACAAUGAUGAAGUUCUUAGUGAUUAUGAGCUAAACCAAUUUCAGCGUCGCUGUUUUAAUACACCUCUUCAGCCCCAUGCCUUAGAAGAUGUCAAAAACCUAGUUAGGAAAAAUGUUGAAGAUGGCAUUAAAAAUGACGGCCUUACAUUAAAAGGUUUCCUAUUUUUGCAUAUUUUAUUUAUUCAAAGAGGUAGACAUGAAACCACAUGGACAGUAUUGAGGAAGUUUGGAUAUGAUGAUAAUAUGCAGUUGAGCAAAGAUUAUUUGUGCCCAAGGUUAGUGGUUCCACCUGGUUGCACAACUGAAUUAAGUCAUCAAGGCUAUCAUUUCCUCACAACACUUUUUGAAAAAUAUGACCAGGAUAAGGAUGGCUGUUUAUCUCCUACUGAAGUUUCAGAUUUAUUUAGUACUUGUCCUGUGAUAGCUUGGGGUCCAGAAGUUGUUAAUGUUGUCCCUACGAAUGACAAAGGCUGGAUUACAUUGCAAGGCUAUCUAGCUCAGUGGACAUUAAUUGCUGCCUUAGAUGUUUGUCGUCUGAUGGAGUUCUUAGCAUAUUUAGGAUAUAUGUCUACUCCUGAUGAAAAUCAGUUAACAGCAAUUAUAGUUACUAGGGAGAAAAAAUUAGAUCUCCAGAAACGUCAAACAAGUAGAAAUGUUUUUCACUGCCAAGUCAUUGGCCCUCAAGGUGCUGGGAAAUCUACCUUCAUGCAAGGUUUCAUUGGGAAAACUUUGCAAGCUCAGGCUUCCAUAAAUAAAGCUCAUCUAACACCAUACACCAUCAAUUCACUUCAAGUCUAUGGUCAAGAAAAAUAUUUAUUGCUUCAUGAAGUUGAUAUAUUUGGGAUGAAUGACACAUUAACACCACCAGAGUUGUAUUGUGAUGUUGUAUGCCUAAUGUUUGAUGCAAGUCACUCUAGGUCAUUUGAAUAUGUUGCAAGAUUAUUUUUAAAAUAUUUUAGUGACAGUAAAGUUCCAGUACUGAUUGUUGGAUCUAAAGCAGAUCAACCCAUUGCUGUGCAGGACUAUGGUCUUCAACCAAUAGCUUUCUGUAGCAAGCAUAAGCUUCCACCUCUUCAGGCAUUUUCAGCGAAUGGCACAAUUCGGAAAGAUGCUUAUGUUAAACUUGCUACAAUGGCUGCAUAUCCUGUCUACAAACCUGCUUGGAAGUUGCUUUGUCAGUCCAGUCAUUUCAGGCAUUUACCAAUGGCACAAGAUUCUACAGUUUGGGUGAAAGCAGGUAUUGGAAUGGCUGCAGUUGCCUUGGUUAGCUUGUUUCUUGUAAAAAUAAUCAAAGCUGCAUCUGAUAACAGGUAGCAUUGUAAAUAACUUAAAAACUAUUUUCAUUUCUUCAUGAUAAUAUCUUCUGAUGCUGAUGAAAGCAUGUAGACAGAAUGGCUCCUUUCUUGUCCCUCAUUGGUUUUAGGUUGUUCCUGUAGGAACUGCAUGUGUUUCUGUGGAGAAUAGGUGGAAGUAUUUCCAUUGACUUUUAUUUUGAAUCUUCUGUACCAUAUAUUUAAUAAGCUCCAAGUAUCUAUUGUGUAUAGUUAAUUUGUAAUUAUGUAAUAUAUACAAGACUAUUUUUAUGAAUAUCCAUCAUGUAAGCUUCUUAAAAAAAUAUUUGCAAUCAAAUGAAAUGGGUUGUAAGUAGUAACUACUUGUGCUAUUGUAAAGUUAGCAGUGAUUUUUCAUAUUUAAUAAUGUAUGUUAUUUAAUUUUAAGAUAAAGUAAUUUUGUAGUUUUUCGUAAAACUACAAAAAUAUUUUACUGUGGGUUCAUUAUAAAAUAAAGCCAUAUUUAAUUUUUUCAAAGAUUUGUAAUAAAAUAUAUUUUCAUCAUUAUUGUAUAAUUAUAAAGCUGAAAUAUUUUUAUAAUGUCUAUUUUUAUUUUAUUCUUUAGGUUUGUUAAAAUAUGAUGUUUUCUUUUAAAGCUUUUUUUUUUCAUAAUUAGUGUUUUCUUAUUAAAUUAAAUUUAUGAUUUUGUUGAAUUAUAAAUCCUUUAAAGCACUUCAACAGUUUUUAUGAAAUAUAAGAAAAAGACUUUGUAAACUAAAAUGUAUUUGGUAAAAUGUUGGUUAAGUUGAGUUUAAUAUAUUUGUUAACAAGAAAUUGCAUAAAAUAAAUUUAAUCCUGCAAAACUGGCAAUCGGCUGCAUAAUUUUUUCAUUGAUGGGAUUUAUUUUAACAAGUUGUGUAUGUUUCAGUAGAUUCAGGUUAUGAAUUCUACCAAUUGCCAUUUGAUAAGAAAGGUUUUACUGUUGAUCAGUUUUCAUCUUUCUGCAAAUGACCAUAUGGUUUUUAUUUUUGACUUAUAUUGCUAGAAUGACAUUUCAUAAAACCACUUAUGUAAACAUUGACAUUACUUUGAUCAAAAUGCUACCCAUUUAUUGUUUUCACUAAUACUUCACCUACUGUUGGAGUACAAAAUAUAAUUUCUAUAGUAUUUUAAACAUUUACAUCAGUCACAUUGAUGCAGUUAUGAUAAUGCUGUAUGGAUAUUCUCAUAGGAAUAUUAAACUUUUAUAUGUUUGCGGAUUAUUUACUUUUGCUAAUUAUUUUAUAAAAACAAAUGUAUCUAAUUUUAUUAUUUUCUUGCUAUGUAUGUUUCGAUGAAAAUGUAAGUUUUGCUGAAAUAUAUAUUAAUCAUAUGUUCUAUAUUAAUCUUCAUUGAAUUCAGUUAAACUGUCACAAAAAUAUUUUUUUAAAUAAUUUUUGUACCACAUAUUGCUUAAAAUUUUAUUUUGAUGCUUUAAGAAUUAAUCAAUUAUUCAGAUUGGUGUUUCACGAACUGAUUUGAAUUCUGCAAAGAUGACUUUAUCUGAUAAGUGGUGGCAUUUGAACAUUUUAAUCAGCAUUCAUAAUUAGUGUGUUGUUGAUAUAAACAUCAUCUUACGAUAUGUGCAAUGACUUCAAAGUACAAUUAACUGUUGUGACCAACCAGUGUGUUGAACUGAAUAAUUCUUUUGUGUUUAGUAAAGUUUAAAUAUUCAUUCAAAGUUAAAGAAGGGACAAAAAAAUGUUGUUAACCCUAUUUUUGGUUUAUACAUUUUCGUGUGUGCAAAGUGGAGGUGACAUAAUAUUCAUUUUUUUUUAAAAAAAAAAUAAGAUAUAAAGAAGAAUUAUGUCGGUAUUCAUAGCUGAAUUUGCUUUUUUGAAUUUGUUGCUGAAAAGUAUUUUUUUUAGUGAUCCUAUGCAUUUGUAAAUAAUUGAA
This is a messenger RNA of Argiope bruennichi, 4101 nucleotides long. It is a transcript of the gene Miro, whose product is annotated as mitochondrial Rho GTPase 1-like. Gene Ontology annotation, biological process: small GTPase-mediated signal transduction; mitochondrion transport along microtubule; mitochondrion organization. Gene Ontology annotation, cellular component: mitochondrial outer membrane. The transcript has 22 exons. The record is from RefSeq and is a predicted model, not a curated record. Gene Ontology annotation, molecular function: GTPase activity; calcium ion binding; GTP binding. Lineage: Eukaryota; Metazoa; Arthropoda; Arachnida; Araneae; Araneidae. The coding region runs from base 287 to 2209 and encodes 640 amino acids.